Molecule: messenger RNA, 1751 nt
Organism: Prosopis cineraria
Lineage: Eukaryota; Viridiplantae; Streptophyta; Magnoliopsida; Fabales; Fabaceae
Product: alpha-galactosidase 3
Exons: 15
Coding region: 101-1447 (448 amino acids)
Biological process (GO): carbohydrate metabolic process
Molecular function (GO): hydrolase activity, hydrolyzing O-glycosyl compounds
Source: RefSeq, a predicted model, not a curated record
GCUUGCUUCUUGCUUCCAACACGUUUAUGCAUACUUGACACUUCUUUGAUCUCAAUGCUUGUCUGAAGAGUGGAUAGAGAAGGUUAGGUGAAUUUCAUCCAUGGCGAAGCAGAAGCAGAGCUACUCUGUUUGUGCGCGUCUGCUUAUUUUCUUCUUCUUCCCCUGUGCUUCCUCUGUUUCAAUUGCUGCGCGUGUGGCUCCUCUCUUGCAGACCCAGGAGAAAUCUAUCUUCAGCUCUGACUUUCACUCCAUUUACGACUCUUCCAAGUAUGGUAUACUUCAGCUUAACAACGGUUUGGGUCGGACGCCUCAGAUGGGAUGGAAUAGCUGGAACUUCUUCGCUUGCAAUAUCAAUGAAACAGUCAUCAGGGAAACGGCUGAUGCACUUGUAUCAACGGGUUUGGCUGAUUUAGGUUAUGUCUACGUCAACAUAGAUGAUUGUUGGUCUUCUGCAACAAGAAAUUCAAAGGGUCAACUGGUUGCUGAUCCUAAGACUUUUCCAUCAGGAAUCAAAGCCCUUGCAGAUUAUGUACAUAAAAGGGGGCUCAAGCUUGGUAUAUAUUCUGAUGCAGGGGUAUUUACAUGUCAAGUCCGACCAGGAUCACUUUUCCAUGAAGUUGAUGAUGCAGACACGUUUGCCUCUUGGGAUAUAGAUUAUUUGAAGUAUGACAACUGCUACAAUCUGGGUAUCCCGCCAGAAAAACGAUACCCACUGAUGUGUGAUGCUCUGAAUGCAUCUGGACGUACAAUUUUCUAUUCAAUCUGUGAAUGGGGCGUUGAUGACCCUGCUUUAUGGGCAGGCAAGGUUGGGAACAGUUGGCGCACAACUGAUGACAUCAGUGAUUCAUGGGUCAGCAUGACAACUAUUGCUGAUCUAAAUAACAAGUGGGCGGCUUAUGCUGGUCCCGGAGGGUGGAAUGACCCAGAUAUGCUGGAAGUUGGCAAUGGUGGCAUGACUUACCCAGAAUAUCGUGGUCAUUUUAGCAUCUGGGCACUAAUGAAGGCUCCCUUGUUAAUUGGCUGUGAUGUAAGAAAUAUGACUGCUGAAACAUUUGAGAUUUUGAGCAAUAAAGAAGUUAUUGCCAUAAACCAAGGUAGCAACAAUUCCUUCCCCUCUCUGAGCUAUCACAUUUUAUAUCCACUUGGAGUCCAGGGAAGGAAAGUUCAUGUUGCUGGAAUUGAUGGUUGCAGUCAGGUUUGGGCAGGCCCUCUGUCUGGAAACCGAUUGGUUGUUGCUCUCUGGAAUAGGUGCUCAGAAGUUUCCACUAUCACAGCCUCAUGGGAUUUACUUGGGCUUGAUUAUUCUAUUCAUGUUUCUAUCAGAGAUUUGUGGCAGCACAAGUUAAUAGCCAGGGAUGCAGUGUCAUCAUUCAGUGCUCGAGUUGGUAUUCAUGAUUGUCACGUGUACAUUUUCACUCCGUUGACUGUGUCUCACUCCGAAGAAUAGCUCAUUCUUCACCCACCCUAGGAAUUUGGAUGCAUGGGUCUGGCUGGUUCAACUUAACGCAAAAAAGUUGGAUGAUAUCGAAGAAGACGACCAUGUCUUACCCAUUAAGGAUUCUCUACUUCUCUGAGUGUUCAUUGCUUUUGUUUUUGGUUCCUGGAUGUGGGGUCAUCCUUGUGUGAUAUCUUGGUCCGAUGUACAUACUUUUUCAAGUGGAACUGUUGCCACUAUAUUUAAAUACUCGAAUAAGGCCAUGCUUAGAUCAUAACGCUGAGAUAAAAUAUCAUCGUUGGCUUGAUAUAUGUUA